UGGUCACGACUAAUCCUGUUGUUUAUAGUAAUCUAAAGCGUUGCCUUUGGGGAGAGGAUCCGGACGAUCUUCUGGAUGGCUUCUUCCAUUCUUCUUGAACGCACUUACAUUUGAUUCUACCGUUGUGGUCUUCGGAUCACGAUCGUCAGGGUCUAGUCUGGGCUCCAGACGAAGCGUUUAUGCCUUGCAGCCUGGCGAUGCCUUCCAGUUCUGUGGGUUCGAGCAUGGAUCAACCACACAUGGAGGAGCAGCGUUGCUACGGAAUACAGACCACAGUAAUAAUAAUAAAGCAAGGCUUACCGAGUAUCGCGAUGAUGAUGACGCUCCUUCAACCCAACGCAGCCACGCCAACCCGAGGUCCCAAACCCAUCGUCCCUCGAUCCCGCCAUCCAAAUCCUCCCCAAUUAAACCCUACAAGCACCCGAUCGCCAGAUGCCGGAACGCCCGCCAGCUCGAUUUUCGCCUCCUUCCGAGCUUCACCAGGCACCACCCCGACCGGACUCCGAAGCUGGACCGUGCCGCGGCCCCAUCGUAUUACGGUAUUUUACUAUUUUUCGCUGGCGUCGCGCAGGUUUCAGACUUUCAGCGUCUCAGAUGCUCGGGGAGAGGAAUUGGCCAGUCGGGUUGAGCCGUAGGCUACAUGAAUCGUGAAUUGGGGGUUCCGAUGGGCGGAUUGAGGUGCAGGUCGGGUAUGCAGGUGAUGAUGGAAGCGGAAGGGGAAUGGAGGUAAAGAUAAGAAGAAAAUCAAAGGUGAUCAAGGAGAACGGAACCCUCGACGUCAAGCGCCCAAAGCUUCCCUUCCCAUUCCAUCGCACAGCAACCUCACACAGAUUCUCCUGCGACCAUUGCUCCACCUCCCCCAGUAUUAUUUUCCUCGUCGCCC
Molecule: messenger RNA, 883 nt
Organism: Eremomyces bilateralis CBS 781.70
Lineage: Eukaryota; Fungi; Ascomycota; Dothideomycetes; Eremomycetales; Eremomycetaceae
Exons: 2
Coding region: 180-635 (151 amino acids)
Source: RefSeq, a predicted model, not a curated record